UUCGAAAACAAUAGAUGUAAAGAUAUAAUAAUUGGGAUGCAGAAUUAAAUAAGUUUUCAGCGAUUUACACACUGGCAGAUCAGAAUGUGAACACACCGUUGAAAACUUUAUUUUUGCAAAUAUCUCAAGUUAUUGAAAUACACUUGGACAAAUCUUUAGUGCAUAAUAGAGUUCUUCUUGCAGUUUGCGCCGUUAUUUUAAGUGGUUUUCUGGGGACGUGUGGCGGGAGAUUGCGAUGCCAACACAGGUCCACCUGGCGGGCUGGAGUGCGUCUCAUUUGCAGAAUACAACAACGCGUACCAAUGGGGAACCUGCCUAACAGACGCCUAUAUUCGACAAAAGUCGGGAGCAGCAUAUCAAUGCAAAUCAACCAAGUGUGUUAUGUCAUUACCAAUGUAUGAUUGAAACCCAUGGCAUAGCAGAAGGUCCAGUAUACGACGACUGCGCAUGUGAUCCUUCUUCUCCUGUGAAGUCAACGUCCAUUCCACUGCCCGCCAAAUGUUACAGCCCUAAUGGAACUGAUUGUUCCUGGUACAGGGACUGUUUAGAGGCAAAAUACCAGUGCAGCAAAUCCGGAAGCUCAUAUGCUACAGAGUAUGGUGAAAAGUUUUGCAACCUGUACACUCAAAAUUACUAUAAUUUUACUGAGAUCGGUCGCAAAUGGAUUGACGCUGUAAGAAAAUGUCUACAAGUGGCCCUCGUACCACUUAUUCGAGAGUAUAAGACUGUCAAUUGUUCCAAAAUUAAGAAGGAUGCAUUUGAUAGCCAUUCUAGAUGCUAUACUAGCCCAUUCCCCGGUGCUCCGUCUAUCUGUUAUAUCGUCUCGGACUGGCUUAAGGUUUUCAGUACUAUAAAACCAGCAUUCAGCGCUGCCCGUGGAGCAACGACUUAUCAACUUCUGGAGACGGCAGUCAGGUGUGGAAUUGACUAUCUGAAAGUGGUAGGAAACUUGCCAAUGGCAGUAAUACGUUUUGUAAUAAAACCAGGGAAAGGUGUGGAUUCUUCGUACAACACACACAGGAAGAUAGAAAACUUCAUGAAAGGAACGUCGUCUGAUGAUGAAAUAGUUAUCUCACCGAUUUUACCAGAAAAGGAACGGAACAAACGAGCGGCUGAGGACACGUUCUUCAACAUUCUUUUCUUGUCUAGAGCGAAAUACGACUUGAAUUACAAAGGAAAUCCAGAUGUAAAUGUAACAGCUGUUGUUGUCAAAAUAAUUAAUGCUAUCGAGAAAGGUGACAUUUACUUUGGAUCGGAAAUACGCUCGGUUAGCCAGUGCGAAGAUUUUCACUGUGCAAACACCAGUUGGACCGUAAUACCGCCAAUAUCGCCAAUCAACGGAGAAGCUGAAAAGCAUAUCAGCAUACCCAUCCUCAUCAGUAGCGGGGUUAUUUGGUUAAUUUGGUCAACGGUUUAGUAAAUUGAAUGCGGACUAAUUGCAUUGUGGUGGAUUGCGACUUAAUGAGUAAUGUAUGCUGACUAUUGUUAAAUGUGGCAUUUGUACCCUCUGAAUAAAACAACAAUAAACGGUUUGAUUAUCUUAACAGAAAUGUUUCAUACGUCCUACUGGUUGUUGUUUGUUACAUAUUUAAUAUUAUACAUAUUUUCUAAAUCCAUAGACCUCUUUAUAAAAAAAUGUGUUACAAAUUUCAGUGGUUAGUAAAAUUGCAUAUACGUU
Messenger RNA from Dreissena polymorpha, 1678 nucleotides. RefSeq lists its product as uncharacterized. The transcript is spliced from 4 exons. Lineage: Eukaryota; Metazoa; Mollusca; Bivalvia; Myida; Dreissenidae. The record is from RefSeq and is a predicted model, not a curated record. Bases 398 to 1417 code for a protein of 339 amino acids.